Molecule: messenger RNA, 4832 nt
Organism: Anopheles coluzzii
Lineage: Eukaryota; Metazoa; Arthropoda; Insecta; Diptera; Culicidae
Product: protein scarlet-like
Exons: 7
Coding region: 2790-4739 (649 amino acids)
Cellular component (GO): plasma membrane
Molecular function (GO): ATP binding; ABC-type transporter activity; ATP hydrolysis activity
Source: RefSeq, a predicted model, not a curated record
GCUAGGUAAGUAAACUGUAGUAAAUAUUGACUGCUGACCUUGUUCUAUUUACUUGAAGAUACAUCUACUAUUGCCGCUGCACGUUUGCUGGUUCAAAUGGGCUACUUUUGGCAUCGUAACAAUAAUCUCUUAUAUACUUCUGCUCCUUCGUGGCACACAGUUUAUGUCAAACGAGUACACAAAAAGCCAUGGUUUAAAAAACAAUACAAAACAACCGCAUCAGCGCAACGUUCUAGCAGGUACUGCGGCAUUAACAAAAAGGCACCCAAGAUUGUUCGCUCCACUUGACCCAUUUCCGUUCUCCAUCACUGAGCAAAGUGAUUAGCUAAAUAUCAGCAAAAUAAAACUAAAACCUUUGCAAUGCUUAUGCCAAUGAUAAGCAGGAGAGCACCACGACCGAUCGAUCAUGUGGAGUCAUUCGCCGUCAGUCGGCGCAAGAGCACAGAUCGUGUAGGUUCCAGUGGCAUUUGGUUGUCGGUGUUGUUUGAUUGUGGAAAAAAGCCUACCAGCAGGCUCCAUACAAUAGCCCAAAGUUUUGUCGCAACGCGAGGCGUCAUCUGACGAAUGCGCAAAAGAAGCUUCUGUUUGCGCUCGAUUGAUUCUUUUGCGUCGGAUUCGCAGGUUGAUCAGCGCUAAAGCGCGUCAAAGUAAAAAAUUACACCCGAAAAUCGUAAGCAGCAAAAGAUUAGGUAGAGAGCGUGGGCCUUGCAGAUCAGACGCAGAUCGUAUUUAGGGCCAAAGCGCUCAAACCGGCCGCAGUAAGACGCUGUCCCAAAUUAAUGAAUUUUGUCGCAUAUAUACAACGGGUGGCACGCGACUGGAGGGUAUAUGAUUAAUUAAUGUUUUAUUUCCUAACUCGAUGGGUCGUCCCUUAUCAACGUGUGCCUACUUGAACAAGCGCGCCCUGUCGCGCGUCCGGCACACAGACCGAAAGCCAAGCGAUAAGACGGGACCCCGGCCAUAGGAGCACGCGUUCCUGGUCAGGCCUCUGUGUUUUCGGCUAAGCUAAAAAGCUGGGUGUAGGUUGUGGUUUUAUUGCAUUUCUAAAAAGCUAAUAAAACUAAGCAGUGGCAAAAAAGGGCACUCAAAUGAAGGAAAAAAAAGUUCAAGGAAGGCAACGAUGUUCGCAUAAACAACAUGUCGUGAUUGAUUCUUUCUUUCUUUUUUUGUGGUUGUUAUUUUGCUAUGUCUAAGAAGCUCAUUUCAUCUGGCUUUAACUACUGUGGUUGGCGUCAUUAGUCGUUGUUUUUUUGCUGUUGUUGUGCUGUAUAUUCCCUUUAGCUGUCUUAGCCCGACGUUACGUUUGCAAUCUUUUUGGUUGCUUUUUUUUAAACCGUAUUUAAUUUAAUUUUAUUUUUCCAAGAAGCGCGCUGUAGACGAAACUUCCUUGCAGAUGUUUUUUUACAGCGAUUUUGGCCCGAUUGGUCCAAUUCGUCUCUUUAAAUCUUUCUUAGGGCAACGGUUUAAUUUACGGAAAAUGAUUAGAGCGAAAUAAUGAUGUGAGUAACGAGUCCUUGAAAAAGUAUUUCAACUAUAAAGAGUAAGGAACGGCCCCGUAGUCGAGUGAGCCACCGUCGUUGAUCGAUUGUGCAAGUAUGUUCUAGAUAUUAGAAGAAUUCUAACGAUUUUUUGAAACAUUUUCAGACAGAGCGGCUCAGCGGGAAUGUCUUCUUUAUUUACUAAUACAUUUCCUUGAUAAUGAUGGACAAUCGGAAGAAAAAUAAAACAUUCCCAAAUAAACAAUGCAAGCAGAGGUUUCAACAAAACCUCCUACCAAAAUCCGCUCCCAAUGUGUGACACUGUAAGCACUUCCCAAAAAUCAGCCGAUUACUACCAACGCUCUAAUCAGUGUGCACCCGAGCAAUGGGGGGGAAAAAGUGCUCUCCGUACGGAAUUAUCGAUGCAUAAUCUUACCUACAGAAGGAUGAUUUAUAAAACACGGCUAAAAAAGCGGUCCUCGCCGGCGAGUCUACAGAAUAAUUGCCACAUAAUCAACGGUACAUAAAAACGCGACCCCAGUACAAAUUCCAUGAUACCGGCGGGAGGCACUCGGAGAAGCCGAUCGAGCUGCUGGGCCUUCUUCUACGUUGCCUUGGAAUCAAUCGAAAAAGUUAACAUAAAAUGGACAUUUUGGGCUGCUCGCCUGAUAAGCCCGGUACACGAUCCAACGAUCUCUCUCUCUCUCUUUCUCUCCUUCUCUUUCCUUUUCUCACUCUCGAUUAGCAGGAUGUUCAGUAGUCCUGUGUGGAGCGGGCUAGUAGUCUGUGACCAACAUCCAACCAGACCGGUGGGCCCGAACAGCGCACACAGCCCGGUCUCCUGUCGUUGUAGUUUUGCCGAAACUUUUGUUUUCCUAUUUAAACGCAACAUUUUUUUGUUUGUGAACGUGUGUGAACGACGAAGCUUCGCUCUAUUGCGGAUCAAUUCGUCUGAAGUGAAUUUGUUUGUUUGUGUUACUCAUACAACGGAAAAAUGGACGAUGUUUCUGUUACGCCUCUAAGCUGUCUGUUGGCUCUGUGGCGAUCGUUUGAGUGUGUGUUGUGACUGCUUUUCAAGGUUCAAUGAACGGGAUUAGUUUUUAAUAGCCCAGUUUUUUUUUUUUUUUUAUUCAGAAAGAACGGCUUUGGCCGUAUUGCUUAAUAGCCCAGUUAAUGUAAGCAAAAUCGUCCUCAGGUGGUAAAGAGAACGAAGAAUUGAGUGCGAUAAAUAGCGUAUUGGAUGGAUUGUAAUUGAUGCUGUAAUUACAGCUCAGUUUUUGGCACGCGAGAAAUCAUCAUCCCCCGAGUGUAAUGUCUGCGCGGGAAGCGGUCGUCUCGACCGCCGUGUGCUGCACUGUUGAUAACCUCGACGGUAUGCCAGGCGUAACCGUAGCUCAGCACGAAGUUGCCGCCGCCGCCGACGACGAUGUUACCCUAAUCUGGCAGAAUUUGACCAUCACGCCCAUCCGCAGCAAGCCCGGGGCUGGGGAGCAGCAUCCGGUACUGAACGACAUAAGUGGCACCUUGCAGCCGGGCACGCUGGUGGCCCUCAUGGGACCGAGCGGAGCCGGCAAGACCACGCUCAUGUCCGCCCUAGCGUACAGGAUGAGCGACAAAAUGACAAUUGCCGGCGAUAUUCGCGUCAACGGAUGCCCGAUCGGACCGUACAUGUACAACAUCAGCGGAUACAUCUAUCAGGACGAGCUGCUGCCGGACUCGAUCACCGUGCAGGAGCAUCUGCAGCUGAUGGCCAACCUGAAGCUCGGCAAGAGCGUGACGGCCGAGCGGAAGCGCGCCAUGAUCGCGCACAUACUCUCCCGCACGGGGCUGGAGCGGUGCGCCAACACGAAGAUUGCGGACGCCACCGGCAUCGGCAAGACGCUGUCCGGCGGCGAGAAGAAGCGGCUCGCCUUUGCGGUGGAGCUGCUGUCCAAGCCAAAGUUCCUGUUCUGCGACGAGCCGACGACCGGGCUAGACUCGUACAGUGCGCGCCAGCUGGUCGAGAUGAUGAAAUCGCUGACCCGCACCGGCACGACCGUCCUGUGCAGCAUCCACCAGCCGGCGGAGAAGCUGCUGUACGAGUUCGACAGCCUCAUACUGCUGACCGGUGGGCGGACCGGGUUCAUCGGCGCACCCUCCGAGGCGGUCCAGUUCCUGCGGUUGCAGGGUUUGGAGUGCGAGGCCGGCUACAACACGGCCGACUUUCUGCUCAAGGUGCUGUCGAGUACGACGACCACCACCAGGAAGGGCAACCAGUUCACGACGGGCGCGAUCGGGCCGAAAACGAUCUGCAACAACUACAGUGCCAGUGAGGCGGCCCGCCGCCAGGAGGCACUGAUCAGCAUGGAGCUGUACCGCACGACCGUGGACAGUGGCGGGGAUGAGGCAUUUCGAAGGCGACUUACCGAGAGCCGCGACCGCUGCUGGUUCUACACGCUCUACUGGCUGAUGUACCGGCACGUGCUCCAAUCACACCGGAAUCCAAACUUGCAGUAUUUUAAGAUCGUGCAGCGAAUCGCUAUCGCGGUGCUGGUUGGACUCUGCUUUUCCGACGCGAUCGAGCUAUCGCAGCGAGGCGUCCAGGCCAUGCAGGGUGUCAUAUUUCUGAUCGUCUCGGAAAACACGUUCCUGCCGAUGUAUGCCGCCCUGUCGCUGUUUCCCGAGCGUUUCCCACUGUUUCAGCGCGAGAAGAAGGCGAAUCUCUACAGUACGGCCCAGUUCUACAUCUCCACCAUUAUGUCGAUGACACCGUUCGUUCUGCUAGAGACGUGCGCAUUCAUCCUGAUCGUGUACUUCCUAGCUAAUCUUCGACCGACGCUGCUCGGCCUGCUCGUCACCGUGGUCGUUUCCGUGCUGGUGAUGAACGUGUCGAUCGCCUGCGGGUGCUUCUUCUCCGUCCUCUUUCCGACGGUCGCCUCCGCCAUGUCGUACUUGGUGCCGUUCGAUUACAUUCUAAUGAUCACGUCGGGGAUUUUUAUCAAAAUCUGGUCUAUGCCUACAUGUUUGCAAUGGAUGCCGUUCAUUUCCUGGAUGAUGUUCGCCAGCGAGGCCAUCUCGAUCGCCCAAUGGGAUGGUGUGAAGAGUAUCGAAUGCUCCAACAUCAUUCCGAGCGUGUGUCUGCACAACGGCGAGCAAGUGCUGGAUCAGUACUCGUUCAGCAGGCAGCAUCUGAGGACGGAUCUGGUGGUGCUGGUGGGACAGUACUUUAUUUAUCAUCUGAUGGCAAUGCUGUGCUUGGCAAGGCGAGUGUCCCGCAAUUAAACAAUGCAUAGCUAUACAGUUUUAUGUUCUAUUUGUAUUAAAAAAAACUAACGUUAACUGUGGUUCCAAUAAAGUCUAGCCGAAAAAAAAAAA